UCCUGCUGCCAAAGCAGCAGCAAAAUUUGGCAGCAAGAAGUUUUUGUUCAUAAAUCCCGAACUUCAAUGUUGACAUUAAAAACAAAGGUUGUUGAAUACCUCCAUAUCCAAACUCCAAAUCCCAGAUGGAGUUCUCAACAGCCUGUUUAAUGUGCUUCUUCCUAUUCCUGAUAACUUUGUUAGUUACAGGGAUGAAACCCGCCGGCUCGAAGAAGCUUCCAAGAGGUCCAACACCAUUACCUAUCAUCGGAAACUUGCUUCACCUCGGUGACAAACCUCAUAAGUCGCUGGCCAAGCUUGCCAAGAUUCAUGGCCCUAUUAUGAGUCUUAAGCUUGGUCGGAUAACAACCAUAGUCAUUUCUUCCGAAACUUUCGCUAAGGAAAUUCUACAAACUCAAGAUGUUCACUUAGCUGAUCGGGCUGUUGGUGAUGCUCUCUAUGCUUGUGAUCACUAUGAAGUCAGCUUGCCUUUUUUACCAGUUGGGCCGUUGUGGAGAAAACUGAGAAAAAUAUGCAAUUCUCAUAUAUUUUCCAGUCAGAGGCUUGACGCCAAUCAAAAUCUCCGGAGCAAGAAAAUUCAACAACUAAUUUCUGAUGUUCAAGAAUGUUGCUCUAGUGGUAAGGCGAUGAAUAUUGGUCAAGAAGCUUUCAAAACUAUGCUAAAUGCCUUGUCAAGUACUAUUUUUUCACUGGAUUUGACCGAUUCGAAGACGGAAGAAGUACGCGAGUUUAAGAAGGUAGUGAGAUGCAUUAUGGACGAGGUUGGAAAACCAAAUUUAUCAGAUUAUUUUCCAUUACUCAAAAUGAUUGAUCCGCAAGGUGUAAGGCGUAGGAUGACGAUCUAUUUCGGGAAAAUACUGGGUCUAAUUGACAGUCUAAUGGAUGAAAGAUUGAAGUUAAGGAGAAAUGAAGGGUAUAUCCCAGCAAAUGACAUGCUAGAUACACUUCUUGACCUGAAUGAAGAUGAUGGUUUGGAUAGAAAUUGCAUCAAACAUCUGUUCUUGAUUCUAUUUAUUGCUGGGACCGAUACAACUUCAAGCACAUUGGAAUGGGCGAUGACAGAACUACUCCGUAACCCCAUAACCUUGUCGAAAGCUCAAGCUGAAAUAGAGCAUACUAUUGGCAGAGGCAAACUGCUACAUGAAUCACAAAUUGAUCAUUUACCUUAUCUAAAAGCAGUUGUUAAAGAAACUUUCAGAUUGCACCCAGCAGUUCCCUUAUUACUCCCCCGAAAAGCGAGAUCCGACUUAGAAAUUAUGAAUGGCUUUACAAUUCCAAAAGAUGCUCAAACCCUGGUGAAUGUCUGGGCUAUUGGGAGAGAUCCAAAUCUAUGGGAAGAUUCAGAGUCAUUUCGUCCAGAGAGAUUUUUGGGGUCGGAUAUUGACAUUCGAGGUCGAAAUUUUGAGCUCAUACCAUUUGGCGCUGGACGGAGAAUUUGUCCUGGAUUACCGUUGGCUAUGAGAUCGUUGUACUUGAUGUUGGGAUCACUCAUUAAUUGCUUUGAUUGGAAACUUGAAGAUGGCGUUAAACCAGAGAAUAUGGAUAUGGAAGAUAAGUUUGGCAUCACAUUAGAGAAGGCUGAACCUUUACGAGCUAUCCCUAGUCUAAGAUUGUGAAAUAUUGAUCAAUUUUAUGCUAAUAAUCAUUA
Molecule: messenger RNA, 1648 nt
Organism: Mercurialis annua (annual mercury)
Lineage: Eukaryota; Viridiplantae; Streptophyta; Magnoliopsida; Malpighiales; Euphorbiaceae
Product: geraniol 8-hydroxylase-like
Exons: 2
Coding region: 126-1616 (496 amino acids)
Molecular function (GO): iron ion binding; oxidoreductase activity, acting on paired donors, with incorporation or reduction of molecular oxygen; heme binding
Source: RefSeq, a predicted model, not a curated record